CUUCCAUCCUGUCCUCGUUCGGUUUUGGGCUGUGAAGUUCUGCUGCAGUGUUCUCUGGCCGGUGGUCUUGUUUGUCCACAAAGCUGGAAAGGUAGAAGGCAUUGAGUCAGGCUCAUCCUUCGCUUCUGACUCAUUUCCCGACUUAUCGCGCUAGCUCAGCAGAAUCCUGUUUCAUGACCUUCACCGUCCAACCUACAGCCACCAUGGCUACCUUCACCAGGAUGAUGAAGGGCCAAGUGCGCAAUUAUUCCGCCCCGCUGGACAUGGCUAUUCCUGCCGCCAAACAGAAAUACAUUCCUUCGUCCGGGUCCUAUCCCAAGGGUUUCAACGUCUCUGGAACUCACGUCGGCGUCAAAGCGUCGAACACCAAAUUCCCCGACUUGGCCCUCAUUUCGUCGGAGACUCCGUGUUCGGCGGCGGCGGUGUUCACCACCAACAAAUUCCAGGCGGCUCCCGUUCAAGUGAGUCGGGAUAUCCUCAAGAACCGACAGGGGCAGGGGAUUCAGUCCGUCGUGAUCAACUCGGGCUGUGCCAAUGCCGUCACCGGAAAAGGUGGCUUGGAGGAUGCCGUGAGCAUGGGCAAGACGGUGGACGAAUGCAACGGUCUCAACGAGCCUAGUACUUUGGUCAUGAGCACCGGAGUUAUUGGACAGCGUCUUCCCAUCUCCAAGAUCCUCGACAAGAUCCCAGCCGGUCACGCCAACCUCUCCUCCACCCACGAUGCCUGGCUCUCGACUGCCCGUGCCAUCUGUACCACCGAUACCUUCCCCAAGCUUCUGUCCCGCACGUUUACGCUCCCCUCCUCGCCCGGUCGCACCUACAGCCUCGCUGGUAUGACCAAGGGAGCCGGUAUGAUCCACCCGAACAUGGCCACCCUGCUGGGCGUCCUCUGUACCGACGCGCCCAUCGAACCGUCCGCCCUGCAGUCCCUGCUGAAGCACUCCAUCGGGCGCUCGUUCAACUCGAUUUCCAUCGACGGCGACACCAGCACCAACGACACGAUUGCCAUCCUCGCCAACGGCGCCGCCGGCGGAGCCCCCAUCAGCUCCUCCUCGUCGGAUGACUACGCCGCCAUGCAGGACGUGCUCACCUCGUUCUCUCAAUCCCUGUCGCAGCUCGUCGUGCGUGACGGCGAGGGAGCCACCAAGUUCGUGACCGUGCGCGUGCAGAACUCGCCCGACUACGAAUCCGCCCGCCUGAUCGCCUCCACCAUCGCUCGUUCUCCACUCGUCAAGACGGCCCUGUAUGGCAAGGACGCCAACUGGGGCCGCAUUCUCUGCGCCAUCGGGUACACGCAGGGCGUCGCACCCGGAACCGUCGUUCCCGAGCAGACUAGCGUCAGCUUCAAGCCCGUCGACGGCAGCCCCAUCCUGAAGCUCCUGGUCAACGGCGAGCCCGAGCAGGUGGACGAGGACCGCGCCAGCGUCAUCCUCCAGGAAGAGGACCUUGAGAUCGUCGUCGACCUGGGUGGCGGCGAGAAGGGCCAGCAGGGUCUGGGAGGAGAAGAGGCAGUGUACUGGUUCUGCGAUUUCAGUCAUGAAUAUGUGACUAUCAAUGGCGACUAUCGCACUUAGGGUGACAAGCCCCUCUACCCCAACAGCAGUGUACAGUCUGCUGGGAUCACAUUAACCCAAAAUUGGAUCACUUAAUCUGCUGAGCAGUUCUAGUUAUAUCCACUCUUGAUCAACCUCAACAACAGUAAUGUUCUGUGAAAUAGAAAUACUGCAUGUCUACACACAAAGUCGUGGGCAUCUCUCACGACGUUCUUAUGAGCAUCAGUAUUAUUACCAGUCAAGGCACAAUAAUAAUUUCUAUAGUAUCUGAUUCUACCUGAGACAAAUUACAAAUCACACCUGCACCUGCAAUC
Aspergillus steynii IBT 23096 is the source of this 1867-nucleotide messenger RNA. RefSeq names its product bifunctional ornithine acetyltransferase/N-acetylglutamate synthase. Gene Ontology annotation, biological process: L-arginine biosynthetic process; L-ornithine biosynthetic process. The record is from RefSeq and is a predicted model, not a curated record. Gene Ontology annotation, cellular component: mitochondrial matrix. Bases 174 to 1574 code for a protein of 466 amino acids. The transcript has 3 exons. Gene Ontology annotation, molecular function: L-glutamate N-acetyltransferase activity, acting on acetyl-L-ornithine as donor; L-glutamate N-acetyltransferase activity, acting on acetyl-CoA as donor. Lineage: Eukaryota; Fungi; Ascomycota; Eurotiomycetes; Eurotiales; Aspergillaceae.